AAAAACUCUUGCAAGGCCACGAUGAAAGAGGAGAGAGAGAGAUUGAGAGAGAGAGAGAGAGAGAGAGAGAGAGAGAGAGAGAGAGAGAGAGAGAGAGAGAGAGAGAGAGAGAGAGAGAGAUAGAGAGAGAGAGAGAGAGAGAGAGAGAGAGAGAGAGAGAGAGAGAGAGAGAGAGAGAGAGAGAGAGAGGUGACGAAGGCUCGAGGGCUAAAGGGAGAAGGCAUGAAUAUGAGCCAUGCCUCUUUGCAAUUGAAUAUGAGCCACUCACUCUUUGCCAACCGGAUGGGAGCUAUGCCCCCCCUUUCGACUAUGACACAUCCACCCUUGAGGCAAAUUGUCCGUACGAAUGCUUGAACAGGAUUGCCGAACUCAUCCGCCCGGGCGAUUGGAUGUUCUCAAUUGACCUAAAGUCAGGCUACCACCAUGUCGAGAUCCACCCCUCUUGCUGGAAGUUCUUUGGAUUCCAGUUUGAAGGAGACUACUAUUCCUUCAGAUCGCUCCCAUUUGGGCUUGCCACUGCCCGGUGCGUCUUCACACAACUGAUCAAACAACUGGCAAAGCGAUGGCAGGCAAGCGGCGUACGGGUUGUUCCAUAUGUCGACGACUUACUAUUCCUCUGCAACUCCCACUCGCGUGCACGCUCGACCUGCGCAGCAGUCGUGCAGGACCUGAAGGCAGCACACUUUGUUAUAAAAGGCAAGAACUGAAGAGGUUUUGCUCCAGGAUUCCACACCAU
Messenger RNA from Closterium sp. NIES-67, 736 nucleotides. NCBI's taxonomy places the organism in Eukaryota, Viridiplantae, Streptophyta, Zygnematophyceae, Desmidiales, Closteriaceae. The record is from the annotation of a GenBank genome assembly.